Messenger RNA from Rhagoletis pomonella (apple maggot), 1228 nucleotides. RefSeq names its product beta-1,4-galactosyltransferase 7-like. Gene Ontology annotation, biological process: proteoglycan biosynthetic process; carbohydrate metabolic process. The record is from RefSeq and is a predicted model, not a curated record. Gene Ontology annotation, molecular function: xylosylprotein 4-beta-galactosyltransferase activity. NCBI's taxonomy places the organism in Eukaryota, Metazoa, Arthropoda, Insecta, Diptera, Tephritidae.
ACCAUAGCUACUAUAAGUGAGCGCUAUACAUUUUUUUGGUUCAAUUAAUAAAGUUUUGAAUAUCUUCGACUUUUCAUCACUGAGAAUGCAAUAUUUUAAAGUUAAGCCAUUUAUUAAGCGUUUACGAAAGGAGUGAAGAACAUAGCAACAAUGAUACCAAUGGGAACCAUCAACUGGUUGUUUGUGUGUGGGCUGGCGUUCUGCAUGGGGGGAGUAGUGGUUUUGAGUUUUAUGCCGCUGAGCUCAGAUUGCAUAUGUCCACUGAGCCGUGGACGUACCAAGGCUAGUUCGGAACUCAAUAAAGUGCCUGUUGGUGUUCAAGAAUCUGCGCCGAAAUCCAUUCAUAAAUUAGCAGUACUAGUGCCGUUUCGAGAUCGCUUCGAGGAGUUACUUCAAUUCGUGCCACAUAUGACAAAGUUCCUUCAACGACAAGGCAUUGAACACAAAAUCUUUCUACUUAAUCAAAUCGAUCGAUACCGCUUUAAUCGUGCCUCCCUUAUAAAUGUCGGUUUCCGAUUCACGAGUGAAGUCUACGACUAUAUUGCCAUGCAUGAUGUAGACUUAUUGCCUAUGAAUGAUGCAUUGAUUUACAAAUAUCCCAGCGAUGCGGGUCCACAUCAUAUAGCUGCACCUGAGUUACACCCGAAGUAUCACUAUGAAACGUUUGUCGGUGGAAUAUUACUUGUGCGUUGUGAACAUUUCGAACAAGUCAACGGUAUGUCAAAUAAGUACUGGGGAUGGGGCUUAGAGGAUGACGAGUUUUACGUUCGCAUUAGAGAUGCAGGUUUAAGAGUCACACGGCCGGAAAAUAUUAAAACUGGUGUAAAUGACACAUUUACUCAUAUACACAAUCGCUAUCACCGCAAGCGUGACACCCAGAAAUGUUAUAACCAGAAGGAGAUAACUAGAAAACGUGACCGACAAACUGGUCUUAAUACGCUGAAAUAUAAAAUAUCAAAAAUACAGGAAAUGUCUAUCGAUGGAAUUUCCAUAACAGUUUUAAACAUUUUGCUCGAAUGCGACUUGGCAGACACCCCUUGGUGCGACUGCUCUGGUAAUGCUGCAGUUGCUUCUGCUGUGUCAACUUGAUUUGCUUUUAAAUCGACUGUGCUAUGAAUUAGUAAUAAAGUUCUUGUCUAGGUUUUAUGUAUCUUAAUUUUAAUAUUUUACGUACUAUGUUAUAGUUCCUUAGUUCAAUAAAAAAUGUUAUAAGCUUUUACAGAAAAAA